Branchiostoma belcheri (Belcher's lancelet) is the source of this 4859-nucleotide messenger RNA. RefSeq lists its product as uncharacterized. NCBI's taxonomy places the organism in Eukaryota, Metazoa, Chordata, Leptocardii, Amphioxiformes, Branchiostomatidae. The record is from RefSeq and is a predicted model, not a curated record. Bases 87 to 4568 code for a protein of 1493 amino acids. Gene Ontology annotation, molecular function: acyltransferase activity, transferring groups other than amino-acyl groups. The transcript has 33 exons.
UGUUUGACUGGUUAAAGGUCCAAAUCUCAUUGUUUCGUACUGUGUUGUCCAUAAGUCCAUAGCAAAGCCAGGAAAAGCAUGCGACAAUGAAAAUGACAAUAGGGACCAUCUUAGCAGUCCUGUCGCUGUUUUGCUGCCUACAGUCGACCUGCGCACAGUCCCCGGCACUGACUGAGUUUAUGAACCACCUGAUAGGACUGGAGAAGAACAAACCGAUCGACUGGCAGAGCAGUCUGUACUUCCUUCUAACCGGUGACCUGGAUCCAGCGUGUUACAACCAAGCUUACACCGUGCACAAUGAUACUAUACUGGCCAAGAGCUACGCUACACUUAUGUUUGACAGCACGGGAAAACUCACCCCGUCAGGGUUCUUCCAAGGCAACUGGCUGGAACUGGGCAACUACAGAGAAUGUACGGUAGACGCCAGGAACGCCGGGGAUAGACCUGAAGAUAUCGAGCCCAUGUACUGUCUGGUACUGUGGGGAGGGAUACCGGCGGAGUUUAACGCUUAUGCCACGUACUACACACAAGGUGUGUGUGUUCCCAAGUCCUGCAGUGAUCGUGCGGUAGGAAAUUUAACAUGGACAGGCUUUCUUGGAGUGAAGCCGAUGCCAUCCUGGUUCCCGAUCGCCGUCUUCUGUCAGAGAGAGGAGACGUACGACACCUACUCAGCCGGGGCUGUCAUUGCAUUGAUCAUCGUUUCCCUCAUGCUCGGCGUCCUUGCCGUCAGUACGCUUUACGAGUUCAUCAUCACCCUGCGCUUUUCUGAGGAGGACAGGAAAUACUUAACCACUUCCGGGGUUGGCCGCUUCUGUCUGUCCUGUUCCGUGUACUCCAACACGAAGAAGCUAUUCAACACGUACCAGCCGCCCGGACAGCUCCCGGCACUGCACGGCAUCAGGGUCAUCAGUACGCUGUGGAUCAUCUACGGACACACCGACUUUUUCACUAUCGGCAACAUAGAAAUAUCUAACAAGUUGGAAAAAUCGCAAGCCAGCGACGAGUGGUGGUUCUUUAUCAAAGGCAACAUGGACAUGGCAGUCGACACAUUUCUUCUACUCAGUGGCUUGUUGGUGACGUACCUCUUCAUGAAGCAGAUGAAGAAGACCGGUGGAAAGUUUACAUGUAGAGACUAUGGUCUACACGUCUUACACCGUUAUUGGAGGCUGACCCCAGUGUACGCCUUCCUGAUCCUGCUGUUCGCCUGCUUCACGGCGUACCUGGGGUCCGGGCCGUGGUGGGCUCUACACGACGGCUGGACCAUGCCGGGUGUGCGGAACUGCCAGACCUACUGGUGGGCAAACCUGCUCUACGUCAACAACUAUGGCGGCUCGGGGUGCUUCGGGCAUGGCUGGUACCUUGCUGUGGACAUGCAGCUCUACGUGAGUCUUGCAGGAGUUCUCGUGGCACUCUACAGAAAGCCAAAAGUUGGAGUUGUAAUUUGCUGCGGCGGCAUGGCAUCUGGCGUGUUCCUGAGUGGAAUUCUGUAUCAUUUUGUUGUCAGUGAGGGAGGCGGAGACUACGUUGGUACUACCUACCAAUGGACGUUUACCAGAAUGGCGCCAUAUUUCAUGGGUAUGCUGCUGGGCUACUGGCUGUUCAAGACCAACCGAAAAGUCCCAAAUACUCCCAACACCACGAAGUUGAUGUUGCUGGGCUGGGUUCUGGGGACGGCCUGCGCCCUUGUGGCCCUGGUCACGCCGUUCCGUACACCCGAGGCUGACCUGCUCGGUAACCCCGCCUGGAGAACUUUCGACAGGAGUCUGUUCUCCGCCGGAGUCGCCUGGGUUGUGUACGCCUGCUGCGUGGGGUACGGAGGUAUUAUCUCGGAGUUUCUGUCAUGGAGCGGCUGGCUGCCGUUGAGCCGGCUGACCUACACGGCGUACCUCGUACAUCCCAUGAUCAUGCAGGUCUACUACAUGUCGUACAAGGGGGCGCUGCUGUACUCAGGAGUCAACUGGUGGUUCCUGUUCGUGAGUUUCUCCUUCCUGGCGUUUGUGUGUGGUUUCUGUGCGUCCAUGAUGGCGGAGGUUCCCUUCCUGGAGCUGGAGAAGUUCAUCCUGCCCACACGGAGGGGCAGACAGGGCAGGGACGUCGACAGAGAGGGAAGGGACACACAGGGCAAAUCUGAGACAAAGGCUGAGGAGAAUCAUGACGAGAGCAACCCAAACCUGCCCCUGCUCCACCAUGGCGGGUACGGCACAGUCGGCAACAACCGGACCGCGGGGAACGGUGAUGCCGACAAAGACACGCCUACCAUCAGGGCUACUAACACUGGAGACAACAUGACCAAGUCUGUCAACAUGGAGAGUCGCAGCAGAAAAGCCUUGAACCAGAAGCUGUUAGGCGCCACGCCGCGAGGUACACUGGUACUGCAGGCUCUACAGGUACCAGGUAUGGACGACGCGUGGAUCUUAAACAUGAAGACCACUGUGGCUGCCGUUCUUGCUCUGUAUUUGAUCUUUUGCUGCUCGCAAACCGUGUCUGCACAAGGGCCAGCCUUCUAUGAGUUCCUGGGUUACCUCUCCGGACUGGAGAGGAACAAGGCUGUCGACUGGAACUCCACUCUCUACCUCCUGUACACGGGUCAAGUCACACCAACGUGCUUCACCGAUGCCUACAGAGUCUAUAAUGAUACUAUACUGGUCAAGGCUUACGCAAGUAACAUGCUGGACAGUACAGGGAAGAUGACUCCAUCUGGGAUGUUCCAGGGAAACUGGGUUGCUAUAGGUGACUAUGAGGAGUGCACAGUAAACGCCAACAAUGCACCAGACAAGCCCAGCAACUUUCACACUAUGUACUGCACUAUAGCAUGGGGAGGAAUACCAGAGUUACUUGCUGCCGGAAACCAGUUCUAUGCACAAGGUGUGUGUGUUCCCAACUCCUGUACUGACAAGGAUGUUGGACUGCUCACAAGCACAGGUCUCCUUGGGGUGAAGCCCAUGCCAUCAUGGUACCCUAUAGGACUGACCUGUCAGAGAGAGGAAACUUACGCAAACUAUUCAAGCACUGCCAUUGCUGCUAUAGUCAUCAUCAGUAUCAUCCUCAUCAUUGUCACUGUCUCCAGUCUUUAUGAGUUCAUCAUCACAGUUUACUCUCCAGAUACAAAGAAAGCUUUGGAUGUCUCAGCGCGUGUUUUCCUGUCCUUCUCUGUGUUCACCAAUGCGAGGAAGGUGUUCAGCCUCAAGUCACCAUCAGGACAGCUCCCAGCACUCCACGGCAUACGAGUCAUCAGUACCCUGUGGAUCAUCUUUGGACAUACUAACUUCUUUACCCUCGGCAACAUCGAAAUAUCUAACAAACUGGAGAGAGAUGGUGCAAGUAAAGAGUGGUGGUACUUCAUACAGAACAACAUGGACAUGGCAGUGGACACUUUCCUCUUGCUCAGUGGCUUGCUGGUGACGUACCUGUUUAUGAAGCAACUGGCACAGACAGGUGGUGUGUUUACAUGGAGGGACUAUGGUCUGCACCUGUUACACCGAUACUUAAGGUUGACACCAGUGUACGCCUUCCUUAUCCUGAUCUACACCUGUCUGCUGGUGUACAUGGGAGAUGGACCUUACUGGGCCACGCCUAGUAACUGGGUCAUGCCUGGUAUCCAUGGCUGCCAGCAUUACUGGUGGACUAACCUGCUCUACAUCAACAACUACUUUGUUGACUCAGGAAUAGAGUGUUUUGGCUGGGGAUGGUACCUUGGUGUGGACAUGCAGUUGUAUGUGAUAAUACCAGGGGUCCUCCUACUGCUGUACAAGAAGCCCAAGAUCGGAGCCAUUCUCACCUGUGGUCUGAUUGUCCUCAGCUGGGUUCUGCAUGGGGUUUUGUACCACUUCCUUGUCUACUCCAUUGGAGACUAUAUUGAGACGACCUACAAGUACACGGUAACGAGGAUGGCACCAUACCUGCUGGGUGUGCUGCUGGGAUAUCUGCUCUUCAGAACCAACAGAACCCUUCCCAACAUUCCACACAGGAAGAAGCUGUUAUUGCUAGGCUGGUUUGUAGGCACAGUGUGCAGCCUGGCUGGUGUAGUGACUCCCGCAGCACUUUUCCAGAACACAGACCCACCAUACUACAUACAGAACGACCCUGCCUGGAGAGCUAUGGAGAGAAGUCUGUUUGCCACUGGUGUUGCCUGGGUCAUUUAUGUCUCCUCUGUAGGAUAUGGAGGUAUCAUCUCUGAGUUUCUGUCGUGGAGCGGCUGGCUGCCGUUGAGCCGGCUGACCUACACGGCCUACCUCGUACAUCCCAUGAUCAUGCAGGUCUACUACAUGUCGUACAAGGGGGCGCUGAUGUACUCAGGAGUCAACUGGCUGUUUUUAUUUAUUUCCUUCUCCUUCUUGGCAUUUGUGUGUGGUUUUUGUGCCUCCAUGAUGGCGGAGGUUCCCUUCCUGGAGCUGGAGAAGUUCAUCCUUCCCACGCGGAGGGGCAGACAGGGCAGGGACAGAGAGGGCACACCUGACCCUGACCCUGACCCUGAGAGAGUUGACGUGGAGCGACAACAAUACCAGCCUCUCCACCAGGGUGCUGUGGCAGACACACAGAUGCCAUACUAUGGCUCUGUAUCAACUUAACAAGAACAUCUGACAUCCUUGCAAGAAUAAAUGAUCUUGGGAAGUUUUUACUAUGAACUAUGCACUCAAUAAUCAGGUAGUUAUGUACUAAGUCAGUGGAGCUGAUAAUAUUCAAGCCAUAUCAGCUGUAUUUUUAAUCAUUUUGUGUCUGGUUUUUUCUCUGUACUGGACCUUACAUUUGUACAUAGAACAGCAGAGCUGACUCUUCCUGGAUUGUUACGAGAUUUCUUUUUGUUUUUUUGGACACACUAGUCAAGAAUGUAUUUCAUAGAUUAUUGGAGCUGACAAUGU